Rotaria sp. Silwood1 is the source of this 1056-nucleotide messenger RNA. The record is from the annotation of a GenBank genome assembly. Lineage: Eukaryota; Metazoa; Rotifera; Eurotatoria; Philodinida; Philodinidae.
AUGCUUGAAUUUGAACGUUCUCGUGAUACAAUUGGUCAUGUUGAACAAGUUAAAAAAAGAAGUUACAUAUUUAGAAGAUGUUUUACAAAUGUAUCAAAAAAAGGAAAAACAAAAAAUAUCAUUAUUGAAGAUCUUCAAAAUGAAAUUAGUGAAAUAAAAGAUCGUUUACUUGAUCAAAAGAAAAAAAUUGAAUUUCAAGAACGUGAAAUAGCUGAUUGUAGAAAAUGUGUUGCGCAAUUAAAUAAAGAUUAUAAUGAACAACGAAAACAUUUACAACUCAUUGAAAGUGAUAUUGAAAAAUUACGUAUGGAUCAACAUAAUUAUUUUCGUACAGCUAAGCUUAAUGAAAUUUUAUUACCAUUUCCUAGUAAUUCUGGUUCAAUGACUGCUAUACUACUUACUGAAAUAACAUUAUCUGAUGAUACAAAUAUUCCAAUACAAUCAACAACAACAACAACAACAACUGAUUCAUCAACAGCAUCAAAUGAUGAUCGAAAUUAUCCAAGUCAACUUGAAACAAAACAAAUCUAUGAUAUAGAAGAUAAAUUUGAAUUAAAUUAUAAACCUAUUGAUGCAUGUUCACGUGAAGUUAAAACAACAUUUGAAUUAAUAACAAAUGCUGAAUUUGAACAUACACAACAUUAUGAUCGUUUUAAUACAUUUUAUGAACAUGUUUCAACAUGUAUUGAUGAUAUUUAUAAAUCAUUAACAAAUUUUCAAGAUGCUGUUGCUUGUUUAACAGCUGAAAAUGCUGAAGAAUCAUAUUGUGAUGGUAUUACAUAUAAUUGUACUGCACCUGCUCCACUCUUUUUGCUUGAUGAAGUUGAUGUUGCUCUUGAUAAUACGAAUAUUGGUAAAGUAGCUGAUUUUAUUCGUGAACAAUCGGCAUCAAAAUUUCAAUGUAUUGUUAUAUCACUUAAAGAACAAUUUUAUUCACGUGCUGGUGCACUUAUUGCUAUUUUUCCAAAACCCGGCGAUUGUAUUACUAGUUAUUGUUUUACAUUAGAUUUAAAUCAAUUUGAUGAAAGAGAAAAUAUUGCAAAUAGAUGUGGUUAA